Molecule: messenger RNA, 1527 nt
Organism: Talaromyces marneffei
Lineage: Eukaryota; Fungi; Ascomycota; Eurotiomycetes; Eurotiales; Trichocomaceae
Exons: 2
Coding region: 1-1527 (508 amino acids)
Biological process (GO): xenobiotic detoxification by transmembrane export across the plasma membrane
Cellular component (GO): membrane
Molecular function (GO): xenobiotic transmembrane transporter activity; antiporter activity
Source: RefSeq, a predicted model, not a curated record
AUGGCGAGCAAGGUCCUAGCCACUGUUGAUCCCAUCCGAAAUGAGUCUACACUACUCAUACCCAAGCCCCCGAUUCUUGAACGGUCUUACAACCAGUGCGCAGAAGAACACCAUGACUGGGAAGAGGAACGGUUCUCCGACAAACGCCUUGUUCUUGCCGAAUUCGUUCUACUUCUCAAAGGAAGCACGCCAGUCGUUGUAGCAUACACGUUACAAAACAGCUUGCAGACCAUAUCCGUCUUGAUUGUUGGACGGUCCUCACCGGAAAACCUGGCGACGGCUGCUUUCUCGUACAUGUUUGCCAUGUGCACAGCAUGGUUGAUUGCUCUUGGAGGCACUACGGCACUUGAUACUCUAGCAUCUUCAUCGUUUACUGGAAGUACUAACAAGCAUGAUCUCGGGAUUUUACUUCAGCGUGGAUUCUUCGUCCUCGGGUUAUUCUAUGUUCCUGUUGCUGUUCUCUGGGCGCUAUCGGAACCUUUGUUUCUUUUCCUCGGCCAAGAUCCGAAUCUAUCCAGGGAUAGUGCCAGGUUUCUGACUUGCCUUAUCCCGGGAGGCUUGGGGUAUAUCUAUUUCGAAUCUAUGAAAAAGUACCUGCAGGCUCAAGGUAUCAUGCGGCCAGGAACGUACGUCCUCCUAAUCACCUCGCCGGUCAAUGCAGCUCUCAACUAUCUCUUUUGCUACACUUUAGGCAUCGGCCUUCUCGGCGCACCGAUCGCUACAAGUAUAUCAUACUGGCUGUCAUUUUCUCUUCUCGUGUUAUAUACCCGCUUCAUAGCUGGAUCGGAGUGUUGGGGAGGAUGGUCACACACAGCAUUCGAUAAUAUAGGCACAUUUGCUCGUCUAGCUUUCUUGGGCAUCAUCCACGUCGGCACUGAAUGGUGGGCUUUUGAGAUUGUUGCACUGGCUGCGGGUCGUCUGGGUACAAUCUCGCUUGCUGCCCAGAGUGUAAUCAUGACUGCCGACCAAGUCAUGAAUACGAUCCCCUUCGGUGUGGGCGUCGCUGCAUCUACAAGGGUUGGCAAUCUUCUCGGCGCUAGGAAUGCUCACGGUGCAGCACGCGCGGCUCAUACUGCCGCAGUCCUUAGUAUUCUGCUCGGCGGAGUAGUCUUGACUGUGCUAAUGGUUACACGAAACUCAUUCGGGCGAAUCUUCAACAACGAUGAUCACGUAGUGCGUCUGACCGCGGAGGUUCUUCCCUACGUGGCACUGUUCCAAAUUGCAGAUGGUCUAAACGGCAGUUGUGGGGGCAGUCUACGAGGUAUGGGCCGUCAGCAUAUCGGUGCACUUGUCAACUUGAUUAGUUAUUAUGGUGGCGCGUUGCCACUAGGUAUUUGGCUAGCCUUUCAUGGCUGGGGUUUGAGGGGGUUGUGGGUUGGCCAGUGUAUUGCGUUAUACUUGGUUGGAGCCCUGGAAUGGAUCAUUGUUUAUCUGAGUAAUUGGGACAAAGAGGUUAAUAAUGCGUUCAAAAGGAUGGACGUGCAGACUCGGCUUGAAGAUGGUGAUGUUGAUACGUCGGUUGUGUGA